AUGUCCUCCAAAGCGGAUGUGGAAAUCCUGCCAAAAGAUGCAGAUGCUCCUCAGCGGCCGAGGCACCCGAAUCCCACCGCCAUCCUUUUACCAGCUUCCACUCAUCAGCUGCCCAAAGUGGACGUGUCCCAAACCACGGCAAAGGAAGUGACCCAGGUGGGCGGGACAUGCAGCAUCGUCCAUGUUCUGGAGUGGAAGGAGGGAAUGGCGAUCCUCCCAGGCAGCAAUCUGAAGCUGUGUGUGAGCGACAGCGGCACUCUGGAGGUGGUCAGUCAAGGGAAAGUGAGCUCAGCAAACCCUCUCGCUGAUGGAGCUCCAACCAAAGUCAUGGAUGGAGAAACUAAACCGGCUGUGAAACUCGGUACAGAUCCUUCAGCAGAUGUCCAGGCCGUGCGUGUCGAUGGCGUUCGGCUCGUUAAGGUCAACCCGGAGGUCCAGGAGAACUCGGUUCCACACAAGAACAGCGAUCAGAUGAUGAAACGCAGCUACAGCGAGGAGCUCCGGCGAGAUUCGGCACCUGACAGUCUGACAGGAAGUGAGAGGGGUUUGGAAUCAGCAGCGAUGUCUCAUGACUCGGAACUCCUGAAGCCGAUGAAGAAGAGGAAGAGGAGGGAUUAUUUAAGCCCCUCUGAGGAAGACUCCGAGCCUGAGCCGAUGGAAGGAAAAGCUGAAGACCUAAAAACUGGAGGACAAGAGAAAACAGGAACAGACGCUAAAGCCGAGUCGUGGUCGUGGGCGCAGUAUCUGGACGAGCAGAAGGCAGUUCCAGCUCCGGCCAAACUCUUCCAGGAGUCACAGCGGGUUCCUGAGAGUCCCAAUAACUUCAGUCAAGGCAUGAAGUUGGAAGGUAUCGACCCCCAGCAUCCCUCCAUGUACUUCGUCCUGACUGUGGCUGAGGUUUGUGGUUACAGAUUACGUCUCCAUUUCGAUGGUUACUUGGACUGCCAUGACUUUUGGGUUAAUGCUAACUCCCCUGAUAUUCACCCUCCGGGCUGGUGUGAGAGCACAGGACACAAACUACACACUCCGAAAGGGUGUAAGGAAGAGGAGUUUUCCUGGUCCAGCUAUUUAAAGCUCAUGAAAGCACAAGCUGCCUCAAAGGAACUGUUCACCAGCCCAGGGAACAUUGAGACAGAUGAGGACUACGGCUUUGAGGUCGGCUUAAAACUGGAAGCUGUGGACCGCAUGAACCCAUCUCUCAUCUGUGUUGCCACGGUGACAGAUAUCGUGGGCAAACGAUUUCUAGUGCACUUUGACAACUGGGACGACACGUACGAUUACUGGUGCGAUGCUCGAAGUCCGUACAUUCAUCCCAUUGGCUGGUGUAAAGAGAGGGGCCUCCCCCUCACACCUCCACAAGAUUAUCCCGAACCGGGUCGGUUCUCCUGGGAGCGUUACCUGGACGAGACAGGAUCCACAGCAGUGCCUGCAGAUGCUUUUAAAGUGCGUCCUCCUCACGGCUUCCAGGUGAACAUGAAGCUGGAGGUGGUGGAUAAGAGGAGUCCGGCGCUGAUCCGUGUGGCCAGUGUACAGGAAGUGGACACGUACAGGAUUAAAGUCCAUUUUGACGGUUGGAGUCAUGUGUAUGACGAGUGGAUGGACUCGGAUCAUCCUGAUCUUCACCCUGUUGGAUGGUGUGAGAGCACGGGUCAUCCUUUACAACCUCCACCCUCGACCUCGCCCAGCGUCCCGCAGCCUGGUCCGAGGGAAAGUACAGCUGCAGCUCCGCCGAAUUUCAGCUCGACGCCGUGCAAAACCGGCCCGAGUUCCCGCAGCACCUCCAAAUACAACUUCCAUAACAGGAAGUGCCCUACUCCUGGGUGUGAUGGCUCAGGUCAUGUGACCGGACGUUUUACAGCACAUCAUUGUAUAUCCGGCUGCCCGUUAGCUGAGAGGAAUCAGGGGCGGGUCAAAACGGACCUAUCGGAUACAGAGGGAUCCAAACGCAACCUCCUCGUCUUUGGUCAAAGGGCUAAAAAGUCACGCUACCAUGGCAGGAUUGGCCGCCCUCCAAAAUAUCGAAAGAAUCAACAACGAGCCUAUCAAAACAUGACUUCAGAGAGCAUGUAUCCCUCCCUGUUCAUGUCUGCAUUGACUGCGAGCUCAGAUCGGACUCUGUCUCUCUGCUGGGAGCAACACUGCAAACUCCUGCCUGGUGUUGCAGGAAUUCAUGCCAGUCAAGUAGCUACAUGGAGCGUAGACGAGGUCUUCGGCUUUGUGCAGAAUCUUAUUGGUUGUGAGGAGCAGGCACGACUUUUCAAAGACGAAAUGAUCGAUGGAGAAGCCUUCCUCCUGCUGACUCAGACGGAUAUCGUGAAGAUCAUGAGCAUCAAGUUGGGACCAGCCUUGAAGAUCUACAAUGCCAUUCUCAUGUUCAAGAGCACUGAUGAAGGACUGUAG
Molecule: messenger RNA, 2400 nt
Organism: Neoarius graeffei (lesser salmon catfish)
Lineage: Eukaryota; Metazoa; Chordata; Actinopteri; Siluriformes; Ariidae
Gene: l3mbtl1
Product: L3MBTL histone methyl-lysine binding protein 1
Exons: 21
Coding region: 1-2400 (799 amino acids)
Biological process (GO): regulation of DNA-templated transcription
Cellular component (GO): nucleus
Molecular function (GO): protein binding; zinc ion binding
Source: RefSeq, a predicted model, not a curated record